AUGGGCUUCCUCGGGGUGCUGCGAGCGCAUGACACGCCUGCGUUGCGAUGGACGAAUGCAGGCGACUUGUCACGCCUUCGCGCGCCAACGCCACCCAAGACUGCAUGCGGGAACACCUCUUCCGACAUCUCGGCAUGCUUCGACGGCACACGGAAGCAUGCCAGGACGACGCGCGCCGAGCGAUCUCGAGCCCAGACGUCAUGCAUGGCACCCUACAAGUGGGAUGGCGUACUUCACGCGGUCGUGCAUGGGGUGGUUCGUUGGUACGCGAACGUCGGCUGGCACGUCGAACGUGAAAAAUCGCCACAGCUUGAUGUCGACAACGUAAUACACCCCGUGCCGCUGAACGCACAGCAGCCCCGUGAUGACGGCGGACGCCCGAUCCAGGUACACGCAGUUCAUGUACGUCCAUUUGUCCAAGCCAAAAUGGUACUUGGCGCCGGUCGAGAGCAGCAGCGACGCGCGACGCCGCGUGUCCUGCAAGUGCUGGUGCUUGGCGCGCAUGUAGCCGAAACAGACCGCCAUCGAGCCCAGCGCCAUCGCCACCAGCUCCAAGAACCGAGUCGACUUGCCGAUGUACACCGUGCCGGCAUUGCAUACGAGCUCGAAAUCGACGUGGAGCAUGGUGCAUUUGCGAUUCACCGACACGACGUGCGUGACGGGGCUCACAAAGGAGAGCACGGCGACGGCGGCGGACGCCAGCCGCCCGCUGGGACUGGCAUACACUGUCGUGUAUUGCUGCGUGAAGAUGGUCAUGACGUCGCCGACCAUGAUGACAAACCACGAAACUUCCCCGGACGCCAAGAGGACCUUGUACCAUUCCAUCUUGGUCGACUCGAAUGCACUCAUGAGGCCGAGCGGCCCAUACUGCCGCAGCUCGAUCGUGGCAGUGCUGAGGAGGGCAAGCGCCACGACGCUUCGCACAAACAGGAGCGGCCUCCCCGUCCACACAAUACCGGCGACCCGAUUCAUCACGAGGACGUUGCGCGCUUCGACGCGACCCAUGCUUGCCACGAUGGCCAUCGACGCGAGGACCGCCACAAACGAGAGGAUGGCUGUAAUGUAGACGCACACGGCGCGCGAGUACAGCGCGACGUUCUGUGGGAUGUCGAGCGGAUUCGGCAUCGUGUCGGCAGCGGCACUGGACGAACGAAGCAGCACGAGCGAUCCUUUGUCUCCCUCGAACGACACGACUUCCCGCUUCCCCAACGCCCACUCGAUGGCAAACUCCCAUGCAAACAAGUCAAAUGCAGGCGAGCUGGCGUCGAAGAUAGGACGCAACAGGAUGUUCCCGGCCGUGUCAAACUGCACCAACGACGCAUUCGUGAGACCGACAUCCCGGCGGGCCAUUGCCGCGAGGUCGACGAGUUCCGCGGUCGCACUUGGAGGCAAGAACACCUCGACGAGAUGCGCCGUCCCAGCGAGAAAGUCGGCGCAGUCGGUGGCCGUCGUUGUCGGCACACAACUGCACGUUGCCGUCACGUUGAAGUGUUGUUGGGGCGGUGGCCCGUUGGCGGCCACCGUGGCCACAAUGCUCGACAUGCGCGUCGGCACGACCACCUCCGCGCUGGACGCACACCCCCCAUCCGUCCAAAACGUCAGCAUUUGCGUCGCCGACGUGACCAUGAAUUGAUCACACAGGAUGUUGCCUGCCAAGCGCGGGAUGCCGAUCCACUCGGGCGGGCAUGGGGCCAUGUUCCAAGGCAGUUGGAGGUGCUCGAAUGCUUGCUGCGCGCCGUCGUGCUGCGCGAGGACGGCAGCCAUCGCGCUUGCCGCGACUUUGUAAUAGUGGCGCAUCGACGUCGGGCACGCAACGUGGCGCGCGUCGAUCGUACCAAACGGCCCGAGCACCACUUGCAGCGUCGAGAAGGUCGGACCGAAUGGCUGGUCGAGGAUGCUCGUGCUGGUCAUGACCGCUUGGAUCGACGUGUUUUGGUAUGCAAACGUUGGCGAGUGCGGGACGAGCGAGCAGUUGGGCACCGGCAGCCCGAGCUCGUCGACGACAUGGAUUUCGUACGCCAGUGGCCAGUACAGCUUGAACGACGUCUGCGUCGUGGGGUGCAUCGCCGACUUGGUUCGCUUCAGCGUCAUGGGAAACCGCGCGCCCAUCGCGUUUUCGAUCGUAAACGUUUCCACGAGCCCAAUCUGUUUGAAGUUUUGAAAUUGCGUCGUAUAGUGGUCGAUGCCAUGCGCCCGCCACACGCUGGCUUCUGUCGACACGGACGUCGUUGUCGGUGCCGCGAGCGACGCGAGCCACGACUUUCCCCGCUGCGACGACUCGAUCGCGUUUCCAAACACGACGGGGAACCGGUAGCACGCGUUGAUGUUGGCAAAGUCGAUGUUGCGCAGCGCCGACUCCAAGUACACGGCGCCGUUCGACACGUACCGAUCGGCGCACCGACGCCGACGGCCCGGCGUGUACGCGAGCUCCAAGUCCCGGCCAAAGUCGGCCCAGCAAUGGAUCGUCAUGAUUUCGUGGACCACGCACUUGUCCAUGAGGCGUAA
Molecule: messenger RNA, 2505 nt
Organism: Aphanomyces invadans
Lineage: Eukaryota; Oomycota; Saprolegniomycetes; Saprolegniales; Verrucalvaceae
Exons: 1
Coding region: 1-2505 (834 amino acids)
Source: RefSeq, a predicted model, not a curated record